Messenger RNA from Dermacentor silvarum, 843 nucleotides. RefSeq lists its product as uncharacterized. The record is from RefSeq and is a predicted model, not a curated record. The transcript is spliced from 2 exons. The coding region runs from base 31 to 843 and encodes 270 amino acids. Gene Ontology annotation, cellular component: membrane. Lineage: Eukaryota; Metazoa; Arthropoda; Arachnida; Ixodida; Ixodidae.
UCGGUCAGUUCUCUCGAGGUGCUCACCUUCAUGGCGUUCGGUGUGUUCAUCGGCAUCCUGCCGGCGGCCACAGAGGAGGCGCAGCCCUUCGGCUCCAGCAGCGCCCAGCCGCUACUCAUCGUGCGCACCGUCCUCUCCCUGGGCGCGGCGGCGCUGAGACUGUCCAGCUUGUCCUACCUGACCAUCGCCGACUCCUCGAUCAUCACCAGCCUGACCCCGCUCAUGGUCGCAGUCACCGCCAGCCUGUUCCUCGCCGAGCCUUGCCACUGGACGCAGGGCGUGGCCGUGGCCCUGUCCAUCCUGGGCAUUACCUGGUGGUUGAAGCCGCCAUUUCUGGCGAACGCUGGGGUCACCUUCACCAAGGAUCAGUACAUCGGCAUCGCGUACGGCCUCAGCCACACCGUCCUGAACGGCGUCACCACCGUCUGCAUUCGGGCUAUCAAGGGAGUGUCGCGCAGCGUCGUCGUGUUCCACUACGGCUGCCUCUCGAUGCUGCUCGUGUCGAUCGUGUCGAUCGCCAUGGGUCGACUCAAGAUCUUCUACGACGGCUCACAGAUCGGCUACCUGCUCCUCAUCUCGCACCUCACCUUCGCCGUCCAGAUGUUUCUCACCAAGGCGCUCCAGAUCGAGAAUGCCUCGGUGGUCACCAUAGUUAAGACGUCGUCGGAUGUCAUCUUUGGAUUCGUCAUGCAGGCAGUGUUCUUGAACGUGUACCCGGACUUGUUCAGCAUGUUUGGCGGCACGUUCGUGCUUGUAGGUGUCGUCGUCAUCGGUAUGCGGAAGAUCGCCCAGGCAGCCGCACCUGAUACUAUACUCAGGCGGAGGCUUCGAUUUCUUCUUUAA